Messenger RNA from Durotheca rogersii, 717 nucleotides. RefSeq names its product ankyrin. Gene Ontology annotation, molecular function: protein binding. The transcript has 2 exons. The record is from RefSeq and is a predicted model, not a curated record. The coding region runs from base 1 to 717 and encodes 238 amino acids. Lineage: Eukaryota; Fungi; Ascomycota; Sordariomycetes; Xylariales; Xylariaceae.
AUGUCAGUAGUUCACGGACCGUCGAAGAGGCUGCGCCGGGCGGUUCGGAGCAACGAUGCCCUGCUUGUCCGCCGUAUUGUCAAGGCCCACCCUGAUUUGAUCCACAACCCAGAUCAGUCCGCUACCGGUCUGUCUAACUCAAGCCUCCAUCUCGCUGCCAGCCUCGGCCAUCUCCACGUUUGCAAAACCUUGGUCGCUCUCGGCCACGAGCUUCCCACACCCGCCCUCAACGAUGAACACCAGACAGCGUUAAUGCUUGCCGCCUCGGCUGGCCAUACAGAAACCGUCCUAUUCCUCUCGGAGAACAAUCCGACGUCUAUACUCCGUCGUGAUGUCCGAGGUAGAGACGCAAUUAUGAUGGCUAGCAUGGGAGGUCACGACACCGUCCUACAGAUCCUCUUAACAUACGUGCCGGGAGGGGCGGAGAGUGCCGUUCAGAAUGCGGAUCUUGACGGAAAUACCGCCCUCCAUUUCGCUAGCAGUAACGGCAACCUCCUUAUUCUCCGGACCUUACUUGCCGCGGGGGCCGACCCGACGAAAAGAAACGUAUGGAGCUGGACCGCCAUCGCCUACAGCGCUACCGUGCAAGCCGAGGUCUACCUUAAAAGCCUCGUUUCGGAAGUCGAGAAGCGGAAGUGGGUGAAACUUAAGGCCGAAGAAAGCAGAAAAGGCGCCUCUAUUCGGAUGGUCGGUCAGGAAGCCAGCAUAGCAGAGUAA